GCAAUUAUUAAAAAAUAAAAACUGAACAUUUGACGAAAGCAAAAGUAUCAUUUUCUUGCAAAAUACACAGAAUGUUUAUUCUUUUAUAAAGUAUGCCACAAAACAAAAGAAAAUACCACGACGUAAAAUGUGGAAAAAGAAAUUCGCAAUCAGCAAUUUUUUUAUUGAAAUCAGGAGCUUUAAAUUAACAGCGUGUUUUUAAAUGAUGUCAGUAUAUUAAUGAAUAUUGAUGGUGUAACGUGGAAAUCAAGUAUUUCAAAAUAUUACAUUUAUCAUGAUUGGGUUGAUUGAAUUGUUAACGAUUGCUUUUGCUUUACGAGUAAUUGUCGCAGGAGAAUUAUCCAAAAUUGAUGAUGUCCAAGCUUGCACUGAAUUUUGUUUUAAUAAUGGUAACAUAGAAAACCUUAAAGAUGAAAAUUGUGUGUGUGAAAAUUUAGAUAAUACAGAUGCAGAAAAUGUAAUUCGUGGAAAUAGAGAAACAGAAUACGUUGAUCCUACUUUAGAUUCCAACGAGCUUACUAAUGAAGACCGAGCUAUUCGCUGUGCGUUAAGAUCAAGAAAACAUAUGAAACAUCAUGAUGCUGACCGCAUAGUGACAUACUUUGUUAAUGGUGGACCAGCAAAUGGCCAUGCGUAUUUUGUUCAAGCAGCUAAUCAGAAUAUGAAUCCGGAAAAGGAAUGUAAUAGCGACAAAUCUCCAUUGGUAAAUUCAUAUCUUAAUUUAGAUGAAACUAGCAGUCAAACUCCGGAUGAGCAGCCAUCGAUAACAAAUAAUCAGUUGAAGCGAAGCUACAGCAACGGUGCACUGUAUAAUCCUGUAUACUUUGUACCAAAUGAGAUGCCUAUUGCACCUGUUGCAACGAGUCCAUAUGGAUAUGUUAUGGCUAGUCCAUAUAAUACUGUAAUAGAACCAAAAAAUAAUAUGUUAAGAUAUCGUGCAUCUUCGCGAAAUAAUUUGGUAAAUGGAAAAUUAUCGCCAAGAACUCGAGCACGUACAAAUAUUUUAAAACGUGUCUCAGAUGCAUUACAUGGAGUAGUUCGAGAUCCUGUAAAUGAUCAUUUAUUAGGUAGUUUUCUCAAUAAUCUUAUAUAUCAAGAUUCUGCUGGAUAUUCUUCUAAUUAUAAUAAUAACCAAAAUGUUGUUAAUGGAAAUAAUAUUGAAAAUGAGACUAAACAAGUCAAUCCUAUUGUUGGUUCUACCAACGAAGAUGAUAAAACACCUACGAUAAAUUCAAAAACUGCUUUACAAGAAACUAUUCAAAGAACGAGUACAUCUCCUACAAAUUUCCAAAAUAUUCCAUAUAAUCAACAAUAUUUAACACCAAUCUAUCCUUCGCAAUAUUUAAUUGGAUCACCAAUGAGUGGUUUCUAUGAUAACAUGCCUAGAGCUUUCAUUCUUCAACCUGUAAAUAUAAUGCCGCAAGAAAUGCAUUCUAUGACACAAUCAGAAGUAAUGAACUCGUCUCAAUCACAGGACUCUGUAAACUGUGACAACAAUAAUCUUAUGAAUACUGAUGAAUCUGUCAGUACUUCCAAUUGUCCAAUUAAAAGUUCAGAUUUUAAUGUUGCAACAACAUAAAAGACAAAUUAUUCUAUUACAAAAUAACUACUUUCCAACUGUGAGAACAAUUUCAUAAAAAAUAAAAAUAAAAAUAAAA
Messenger RNA from Polistes dominula (European paper wasp), 1658 nucleotides. RefSeq lists its product as uncharacterized. Lineage: Eukaryota; Metazoa; Arthropoda; Insecta; Hymenoptera; Vespidae. The record is from RefSeq and is a predicted model, not a curated record.